CACCGCAAGAACCCCUACCCCACCAAGGGCGAGAAGAUCAUGCUGGCCAUCAUCACCAAGAUGACCCUCACGCAGGUCUCCACCUGGUUCGCCAACGCGCGCCGGCGCCUCAAGAAGGAGAACAAGGUGACUUGGGGGGCACGCAGCAAGGACCAGGAGGACGGCGCCCUCUUCGGCAGCGACACGGAGGGCGACCCGGAGAAGGCUGAGGACGACGAGGAGAUCGACCUGGAGAGCAUCGACAUUGACAAGAUCGACGAGCACGACGGUGACCAGAGCAACGAGGACGACGAGGACAAGGCUGAGGGGCCGCGGGCGCCCGCCGCCCCCAGCGCCCUGGCCCGGGAGCAGGGCUCGCCGCUGGCCGCGGCUGACGCGCUCAAGCCCCAAGACUCGCCCCUGGGCCUGGCCAAGGAGGUCCCAGAGCCCGGCAGCACGCGCUUGCUGAGCCCCGGAGCCUUGGCUGUAGGCCUGCAGGGCGCGCAGCACAGCAAGCCCAAGAUCUGGUCGCUGGCGGAGACGGCCACGAGCCCCGAUGGCGCGCCCAAGGCGUCUCCGCCGCCUCCCGCGGGCCACCCGGUGGCGCACGGGCCUGCCACGGGCGCGCCGCUGCAGCACCCCGCCUUCCUGCCCAGCCACGGACUGUACACCUGCCACAUCGGCAAGUUCUCCAACUGGACCAACGGCGCGUUCCUGGCCCAGGGCUCGCUGCUGAACAUGCGCUCCUUCCUGGGCGUCGGCGCGUCCCACGCCGCGCCCCACGGGCCGCACCUGCCCGCGCCCCCGCCGCCGCAGCCGCCCGUCGCCGUCACCCCCGGCCCUCUGCACGUGGACAAGGCCUCGGCGCGCGCCAGCCCUGCGCUACCAGAGAGAGACCUCGUCCCCAGGCCGGAGUCCCCCGCGCAGCAGCUAAAGUCGCCCUUCCAGCCGGUCCGCGACAAGUCUGCCCCGGCCGCUGAACUCCACACUUCUCCACCACGUGUCAGGACGAACGUGGCCUCUGCUUCCGGGACGCUGGUCACCCUCAAGCCUGGACUGCACAGUGCCCACCUCUGUCUGUAGCAGAAGACGACGGCUCUGAUCUCCACGUUGCACGCUUUUAUUUACUUUACCUGUAAUAUGAUUAAUAGACGACUGCUCACAGAUCAAGGCCCAUUCAAAGGGAAUGAGGCUGCCUCACGUGGAACUUGCUGUUUUGAAUCAGUCCGGGGCCCUAUCAAAGUCGGAGUGAUCAUUUCAUGUAAAUCCUGGUGUUCCCAAUCAGUACCUUUUAACUUGUGUGCACCAUUCUUAACUCACCGCAGUUCAAAGGCGCCGACGGUCUCAUUUGUACUACAGAAUUACGUGAUACUUGGUCAGCAGCAGCCCAUGCUGAUGUCUUAAAAUUAACGCAGAAGCUGCUUACAAAGACAUCUCAGGACUCACACGUUGUCCUGCAAAAGGGCCACAGUAGGGACCCACGCUCCUCCUCAGAACCAGGUUUGAAGUGGUCAGGACAGACGCGGACUCUGAACACUAGAGGCAGGCGGUGGGCGGGCUUCAGCAGUGCCUGUGGCUCACACAUUUCUCCUUUCUUUGCUUCGGCAAAUAAAAUGGUUUUACAAA
Messenger RNA from Chinchilla lanigera (long-tailed chinchilla), 1605 nucleotides. It is a transcript of the gene Irx1, whose product is annotated as iroquois homeobox 1. The record is from RefSeq and is a predicted model, not a curated record. Gene Ontology annotation, molecular function: DNA-binding transcription factor activity, RNA polymerase II-specific; RNA polymerase II cis-regulatory region sequence-specific DNA binding. Gene Ontology annotation, cellular component: nucleus. Gene Ontology annotation, biological process: regulation of transcription by RNA polymerase II; neuron differentiation; cell development. Lineage: Eukaryota; Metazoa; Chordata; Mammalia; Rodentia; Chinchillidae.